Molecule: messenger RNA, 1161 nt
Organism: Fragaria vesca subsp. vesca
Lineage: Eukaryota; Viridiplantae; Streptophyta; Magnoliopsida; Rosales; Rosaceae
Exons: 2
Coding region: 118-1002 (294 amino acids)
Source: RefSeq, a predicted model, not a curated record
CCACGACUUCUGACCACAUCCCUCCAGUGUUCCAGGUUCGACCACUUUCCCACACUCAUCGGCCUCUCACUGUUCUUCAUUUUGUUCUUUCAUUACAGCCACAAAUCCCCACUAUAUAUGAACUCUGAUUUCUUUUGCCAACUCCCUCCCCUUCACUUUCUUCCUCUGUUCAAUAUGUCUAAUAAUUACUUGUGUCUGUUAGGAGCCAUAGAUAGUCUCUGGUUUCACCAAACUAUUCUUUUCCCGGAACCAAUUUCAUUACUUGGCCCCAAAUCCACUGAAACUCCUCAAGAUUCCACUGCAAAUAGUUCUUUCACGUACCCUAAUUCAUCCAGCAUGGUCUCCUUGGCAGUUGCAGAUGAAGAAGUCUCCUCAAAUUUCUCAACCAUGUUAGAACCUGAAAUCCCAUCACCGGCUACACCAGAUUCACCAGAAAUGAGUACUCCACAGGAUUAUGAGACCAAAAGACCAACAAGAUUAGAUAUUGUGGCCAACAGAUUGAUGUUGAUCCGCUCUCAGUCAUCGUCCCCAAUAUCAAGGGAUCAAAGAAGCAGUCCUCGGAAAAGCAGAACCUCCUCUGGCUUGUUAACAAGGAAGCUGGAGAAAUCCAUGAGCAUGAGAAGCUUGGGGGAGCUAGAACUUGAAGAACUAAAGGGGUUAAUGGACUUAGGCUUCACUUUCAAGAAAGAAAACUUAAACCCACGAAUGAUGAGCUUAGUACCUGGAUUGCAGAGACUUGGAGUUGGAGGUCGUCAUAGUCACAGUAAAAAGAGACAGAACUCUAGCGAUGAUGAUGAUGUUGUUGAAGUAGUUGGUGGUGGUGGUGAUGAGGAAGGUGAAGUUGCGAGGCCAUAUUUAUCCGAGGCGUGGCUUAUAAAGAGGCCUGAUUCGCCGCUGCUGAAUCUAAGAUUGCCAACCAGAGUGUCCUCUGCUGCUGACAUGAAGAAGCAUCUCAAGUCAUGGGCCAGAACUGUAGCUUCUGAAAUUCAACAGGAAUCUUAAUGUGAAGUAUAGAAUAUAGAUAAGAGGGAGGUUUAAUUUUUUUUACCGACAGAUUUUCAACUGUAAAAAUGUCCUUUUCACUGUCAGUUAAAAUGAAAUUGCGAAGCUAUAAAUAAAAGAGUGCAAAGGCAAAGGCUAGAGCACUUGGUUUUUGUUCUC